AUGAUUUUUCUAAUGGACCUCCAGAUGAUGCUGCUGGAUGUGAUUUAUUUCAUCCUGCGCAAUUCUCUGCGGAUCGUCCUCCGUCCACGCACCAAGCCUGUAGAGGGGGAGCUGGUGCUGAUCACAGGAGCAGGAGGUGGCCUGGGGCGUCUCUUUGCACAGGAAUUCACCAAGCACGGGGCCGAGGUGGUGCUAUGGGACAUCAACAGCAGUUCCAAUGAGCAGACAGCCAAGCUGGUGCGUGAGAUGGGGGGGAAAGCACACACCUACACAGUGGACGUGACCAACCCGGAGGACGUGUACCGCAACGCAGACCUGGUACGAAGGGACCUGGGCCGGGACGUUACCAUGCUGGUGAACAAUGCUGGUGUGGUGGCUGGAGCGCGCAUGUUAGACUGUCCUGAUGCACUGAUGGAGAGGACCAUGAAGGUCAACUGCCACGCCCUCUUCUGGACGGUGAAGGCCUUCCUCCCCCAGAUGAAAGCGCAGAAUCACGGACACAUAGUGACCAUCGCCAGCGUCCUGGGUCUCUUCAGCACAGCCUGUGUGGAGGAUUACUGCGCCAGUAAGUUUGCUGCAGUGGGCUUCCAUGAGUCUAUGGCCCAUGAGCUGCUUGCUGAGGAGGUGGAUGGAGUCAAGACUACUCUAGUGUGCCCCUAUAUUGUGGACACAGGCAUGUUUGAAGGCUGCAAGAUCCGGGAGGAGGUGGAGCUGCUCUUGCCACCACUGGAACCCCAGUACUGUGUAGAGCAGGCCAUGAAUGCCAUCCUGAUAGACCAACCUUUAGUGUGCAUCCCACGGCUCACUUACCUGCCUGUCAUAAGCAGAGCACUGUUGCCAUGGGAGUCCAACGUGGUGACUUACAGGUUCAUGGGAUCUGACAAGUGCAUGUAUCCCUUCAUUGAUACCAUGAAGAAUCGAGUGUCCAAUGGCCCCUCUGUGACUGCAUAG
Myripristis murdjan (pinecone soldierfish) is the source of this 951-nucleotide messenger RNA. RefSeq names its product retinol dehydrogenase 20 (gene rdh20). The record is from RefSeq and is a predicted model, not a curated record. Gene Ontology annotation, cellular component: lipid droplet. Gene Ontology annotation, molecular function: oxidoreductase activity, acting on the CH-OH group of donors, NAD or NADP as acceptor. Bases 1 to 951 code for a protein of 316 amino acids. Lineage: Eukaryota; Metazoa; Chordata; Actinopteri; Holocentriformes; Holocentridae. The transcript has 5 exons.